AUGUCUUAUAGCGAAGAGAGAGAUAUUCUCACAGCUCUUAGUCAAGAUGCCUCAAUGCCCAUUGCGAUCGUGGGUAUCUCCGGCAGGUUUCCCGGAGAUGCCACCACGCCGAGCAAACUUUGGGAUUUGGUAACUGCGAAGAAGAGCGCGCGAACCGAUGUUCCAGAGAACCGAUAUAACAUAGAUGCCUUUUAUCACCCUAGCGCGGAUCAUCAGGGCAGCACAAGCGCGAGGAGUGGUCACUUUUUGAAGGACGAUGUUGCGGCAUUCGAUGCCCCUUUCUUUAGGAUAACGGCGCAAGAAGCCCAUGCCAUGGACCCUCAACAAAGGAUGGCAUUGGAGCUUGCUUACGAAGCCUUAGAAUCUGCUGGCGCCAGAAUCGAAGAUAUCUCCGGGUCAGCAAUGGGCUGUUACAUGGCCUGCUGUGUUAGAGACUAUGCUGCAAUACGUGCUAUUGACCCAGACGACUACCCUCGAUAUGAAGCCAAUGGUAGCAUGGGUACUGCUAUGAUUGCCAAUAGGAUAUCUUGGUAUUUUGAUAUUAAGGGACCGAGUAUCAGUUUAGAUACUGCCUGUUCAUCGUCUCUGGUAGCCCUACACUUAGCUUGUCAGAGCAUCCGUACUGGGGAGACUAAAGCAGCUCUUGUCGGUGCCACAAAUUUGAUAUUAAUGCCGCAUACAUCAAAUCACUUAAGUACCUUAAGCUUUUUAAGCCCAGACGGAAAGUCAAUGGCAUUUGAUCAUAGGGCAAAUGGAUAUUCUCGAGGAGAGGGUGUCUCUGUUAUAGUGGUAAAAUCUCUAGCCGACGCACUUAGAGAUCGUGAUGUUAUUCGUGCGGUUAUCAGGGGUACAUCGGUAACACAAGAUGGAAGAACACCAGGAAUUAAUCUGCCCUCGUCCGAGGCCCAAGAAGCAUUAAUAAGAGCAGCUUAUGCUAAUGCUGGAUUAAGCCCUGCACAUACAGGUUUCUUUGAAGCUCAUGGGCCAGGUACACCGGCUGGCGACCCGUUAGAAGCAUCUGCAAUUGGAGCCGUAUUCGGGAAAACUCGAAGACCGGACGAUCCAUUAUACAUCGGCUCUGUUAAGUCCAACAUCGGACAUCUAGAGGCAGGCGCUGGUAUAGCCGGUCUCGUGAAAUCGAUAUAUGCACUCGAAAAGGGGCAAGUACCUCCAAAUAUCUGGUUUGAGAAAGCGAACCCUAAACUUGACUUGGAGAAAUGGGGAUUAGCCGUACCUACCGAACUCCUUCCAUGGCCUACAGACGGGUUGCGCAGGGCUAGUAUUAACUCAUUUGGGUAUGGUGGGACGAAUGCUCACUGUAUCUUGGAUGAUGCUUAUCACUACCUCCAGGAUCGCGGUCUAGCCGGAAGACAUAACACUGCCACGACGGUACCGGGUCGCAGAAUUGAACAUUGUGUCAGCGCACUGAUGUCGCCGAUAACCGACACUUCCUUCCUUAGCUCGGAUGGCGGCUCCGACAACGCCAGUGUAAACGGAAGAGGCUCUUCAGUUUCAGAGUUCACCGACUUCGAAGACAGUCCUGCCACUCCUCAACUACUAGUCUGGUCUUCGCACGAACAGAGCGGGAUCGGCCGAACCGCAGCGAGCCUCCAGUCCUACCUAAAAGAACAGCCGAAGUCGCCGGUAUACGAAAUGACGUUCUUAAGACGACUGGCAUACACACUGUCUAGCCGACGUAGCAAACUCUCAUGGUCGUCGUUCGUCGUAGCGUCCAGCGUCGAUGAAGCGAUAAAAGCCCUCGAUAUCGCGAAUAAGCCGUUACGACCGACUCAGAAUCUUUCGGCAGUAUUCGUGUUCACGGGACAAGGCGCGCAAUGGUUUGGGAUGGGUCGUGAACUUCGCGCGUACAGGUCCUAUAACACCAGUUUAAUAGAGGCGACAGCUCAUCUCAAGUCACUAGGGUGCGAGUGGGAUCUAUUGGAAGAGCUCGGCGCUUCAGAAGCCGAGUCGCGUAUCAAUGAGCCUCAGAUCAGCCAACCUGCGUGCACUGCGAUCCAAGUCGCGUUAGUUGAUCUCCUCAAGGAGUGGGGAAUAGUCCCAUCUGUCACAGUCGGUCACUCAAGUGGUGAAAUAGGGGCCGCCUACGCCAAGGGAGCCAUUUCGCGUCGGUCGGCGUGGACAAUCGCAUAUCAUAGAGGACGCUUAUCGGCCGGUUUAUCAGCACCAGGAGCUAUGCUUGCCGCUGCAAUGGGUGAAGCUGAUGCGCAGACUUAUAUCGACAAGGUCACCACAACUCCGAAGCUAGUGGUUGCAUGCAUAAAUAGCCCUAUCAGUGUUACGAUAUCCGGUAGCGUGGAUGCCAUCGAUGAGGUUCAAAAGUUAAUAGGUACUCAGGCUUGGUGCAGAAAGCUCCUCGUAAAGACGGCAUACCACAGCCCCUUCAUGCAGGAGCUCGCUGAGCCGUACCUCCAGUCCCUCGAAGGCAUCCAGACAGACCCAAGCACGGCCACGAGAGUUCGCAUGUUUUCAUCCGUCACAGGACAAGAAAUUAGCGAUGAAGAGUUGAGAUCGCCUCAAUACUGGGUAGAUAACAUGGUUUGCUCGGUCAAGUUCAAUCAUGCGGUGAGGGCAAUCUUGAACACCCCAGAAUUCGCUGAUAAAUCCAUCGUGAUGGUGGAGGUUGGGCCUCAUGGCGCGUUACAAGGCCCGAUUAAGCAGAUCUUGCAAGCGCAAGAAAAGAAGUUGGACGUCCAUGCGCUCGGUCUCUUAACAAGAAAGCAAGACGCGAUCCAAACCACACUUACUGCCGUUGGAUCUCUCUACCAAAGAGGAUUUUCGGUUGACGUCGCUAAGGCAAAUCACCUCGAUCCCACAGAGGAGCUCCCUACCCACUUGGUAGAUCUACCGCCGUUUGCAUGGAACCACAACUCGAAGUAUUGGUAUGAGACAGCCUUAUCAGCAGCCUACCGGAACCGAAAAUUGCCCAAGCACGAUCUUCUCGGUGUGAGAUACGAAUUCUCCGACGACAACGAGCCGUGUUGGCGCAAUUAUCUUCGGCUCUCAGAGGUACCCUGGCUUAGGCAUUACAUGGUCCAGAACAAGCCGAUCCUGUCCUUUUCGGGUGUACUGGCCAUGGUGAUUGAGGCUGUUCGCCAGACUUCCGAACCUUCCAAGACGAUAGAAGCUUUCCAGCUACGGGAUGUAUUCCCUGGUGCGCCCCUGUUUCUUAGUGAUGCCGAAGACAGCCCUGUUGAGACCAAGCUGCAGCUACGUCCUUGGCGGUUGGCCUCGAGGUCGUUGACAACAUAUUGGAAAGAGUUCACUCUGUUCAGCCGUAGUCGUCAAGGCGACUGGACACAGCACAGUACAGGUCUUAUCAAGUUGAAGUAUGCCGCGGAAGAGAAACCUUCAGGUUUUACCGACGAAGAGGCCUCAAUAGCCAAUGCUUAUCGCUCCGAGUACUCGCGUAUAGCAGGCCUGCCAUUGGAAGACCGUAGCACGGCAAACUUUUAUGAGAAGUUCGCUAAGCUCGGAAUGCAAUGGGGCCCCGCAUAUCAAACGUUAGUAGACUCACGGGCUGCGGGUACCACAAUUUGCAGCACACUAGAGAUUCCCGAUACGAAGUCGUUAAUGCCAAAGAAUAUCGAGUCCCAGCACAUUGUUCAUCCAGCAACACUCGACAGUGCAUUCCAGAUGUUGAUGUCCUGCGAUGGAGUAGCCAAGCCCACGGUUGCGAAGUAUAUUGAAAGAAUACAGAUCUCGGCCAAGCUGCCUACUCUGGAAGGCACUCGUCUUAAGGGAUUCGCUGAUAUCAAGGAAAGACGUUUUGAUGGAACUAACGGCACAGUUGUGAUCUCCGAUGAGAAGUGGGAAGAACCUUUAAUCAUCUUCGAAGGUUUAAAGUCAACAGACUUUGUGACGGAGAUAGAUUCCACCGAUGACGCAGAUGCUCAGAUCAAGGCCCUUAAGAAACUGGGGGCCUAUCCAACAUGGGACAUUGACGUGGAAAAUUCGAGCGAUGCGACCGUGGAACUCCUCAAGAAAACUUGCGCCAGCGCGCCCCAGACAGACUACUCAGUAGUCUAUGAUCUCGAAUGGGCAGCUUUCAUCGUGUCGAAGAGAACAACCCAGCGUUUUAGCGCGGAAGAUGCCGAAAAUAUGGCACCUCAUUAUCAGACUUACUAUAAUUACAUGAAGAGACAAUGCGAACUCGCCGAGGCAGGAAAAUUGCCCUGCCAGUCUCCCGAAUGGGGAUCCGCAAGCGAAACUGUCGAAAAUGAGGUGCUUGCCCGAGUGUCUAAAGCGAGUCUUGAAGGGGAGAUGAUGUGUCGCAUCAAUGAUAAUAUGUCUAGCAUGCUUCUAGGCGAGGUAGAAGCAUGGGAGGUGAUGAGCCGCGAUAAUCUGCUUAAUAAUAUGUACCGCUACGGUCUCUCCGAUGAACGUACACCGGCGAUACAGUGCGAGUAUAUCAAGCGGUUGUCACACAAGAGGCCUUUGCGCAUCCUUGAAGUCGGCGCAGGUACAGGAAGUGCCACGAGUCGGAUUCUCUCCAGUCUUGGACCAAAUGUCGCGGGACGAUUGCAGAAGUACACGUAUACCGACAUUAGCGGUGUCUUCUUCGAAGCGGCUAGCGAAGAGUUCAAAGAAUAUGGCUCCAUGAUGGAGUUCAAGGUCCUAGAUAUUGAAAAAGAACCUGCGCAACAGGGGCUGGAGGAAGGAUCCUACGAUCUUGUUGUGGCUUUCCAAGUCCUUCACGCUACUUCGUCUAUUGGCGCGACCUUGGCAAAUUGUAGGAAGCUACUAAAGCCGGGCGGACAUCUCAUCGUUACAGAACUAACAAACAAGAUCGCGAGACGAUCGGUGGUGUUCGGAGUUCUCUCUGGCUGGUGGCUAGGUGAUAACGACGGUCGACAAUGGGGUCCGGAACUCUCCGAGGGGGAAUGGGACACUCGUUUACGUGCACAAGGAUUCGCUGGUGUCGAUUGGUGUUUCCGAGAUCGCGAGGAUGCUGGCCAUUCGUCGUCUAUCAUGGCAUCAAGCGUCCCUUACGACUCUAAAGAUGAGUUGCCGAACAAGGUGGUGAUCGUUACAUCGUCGGCGGAAAGAAGUCAGCCAAAGUCGAUCGUGUAUGAACUCUCAAGCAGGCUCGCAGCAAAUGGAAGUUUUGUCAAACAGACAUCGCUGCUCGACAUUGCCAAAGCCGAUUUGACCGGAACGCGGUGUAUCGCAACAUUCGAACUCGAGAAGCCAUUACUAAGCUCAAUUAAACCUGACGAAUAUGAUGCCCUAAAGCAUAUGGUCCUCCAUUCCGAAGGCACCCUGUGGCUAACUAGGGGCGGUACAUCCAUCGAUACGCGGGACCCAGAGCUCAACAUGAUCGCAGGAUUCGCACGAACAAUCCGUGGCGAAGCUCCAGAAGUCAAGUUUACGACAUUAGAUCUCGACCCAGACGUCCCUUGCGAUCAACCGGAAGUGACCGAGACGAUAUUGAAGGUACUUCGCCUACAAACCGAGGAGCACAAUACCGAUCACGAGUUUGCCGAGAGAAACGGGGCUCUUAAUGUCCUACGCAUAAGCCCCGAUGAGACCCUCAGCAGGAUAUUGAGCCCGGAUGAAUUUCGCGAGGAUCGAUUAACGAUGCAGCCAAUUAAGCAGCCCGGCCGACCGCUGAUACUUGAUCUAAAGGCGACAGGAGAACUCGACAGCUUCUACUUCAAUGAUGACGAUGACUACUCCAGGCCCUUAGGCGAUCUAGAAGUGGAGAUCGAGGUCAAGGCUGUCGGAUUAGACCAUUAUGAUAUGGCCGUUGUAUUAGGUCAACUCUGGGAUCCCAACCUGGGUGUUGAAUGCAGUGGUGUCGUAACCAGAAUGGGUAAAUAUGUUACCGAAUUCAGCGUAGGGGAUCGAGUGGCGACAUGCGCAUUGGGCUGGUACAAGACGUUCAUCCGAAACACGCAAGACAUGUUCCAAAGGCUUCCGAACACGAUGUCCUUCGAGGAGGGUGCAUCUAUGAUGAUCUCGUACGGGACUGCGGUCUACAGCAUAUUUAAUGUUGCCAGACUUCAAGCAGGAGAGACAGUCCUAAUCCACUCGGCAUCGGACUGCCUAGGUCAAGCCGCCAUCAAUGCAGCCCAAUAUGUUGGCGCCGAAAUCAUUGCUACAGUCUCUUCGGAAGCAGAAAAGCAAUAUCUUGUCGAAAACUACCGUAUCCCUGGAGACCACAUCUUCAGUAACAAAGAUAACGGUUUCGUACAAGGGAUUAAGCGGAUAACCAACGGCCUAGGCGUUCAGGUGAUUUUAAAUUCGUUGACUGGUGAGCUACUAAGAGAAACUUGGCAUUGCAUUGCGCCAUUCGGCCGAUUCAUCGAACUUGGAAUGAAAGACAUCCGGAGCAACACGGGUCUAGAUAUGGUGCCUUUCGCAAACAACGCGAUCUUCGCUGGUGUGAAUCUCUUAACGAUGUACCGAACGAACCGCCCAUUAUUCAGCACAGUAAUGGCUGGUGUCUUCCGAUAUUAUAAGGAAGGCGUCAUCAAGCUCGUAAAGCCGUUGCACGUUUUCAAGUUCUCGGAGGUUUCAGAGGCAUUCAGGAUGUUGCAAGCAAGGAAACACGGAGGAAAAGUCGUUCUUCGAGUUGUCGAUGACGAUAAAGUGCCGACGACUCUUCCAAAGCCGGUCCAAAUUCAACUACGUCCCGAUGCCACCUACAUCAUUCCAGGUGGGAUGGGUGGUCUCGGCCGGUCGCUGAUGAGGUGGAUGGCUGCGAAAGGAGCCCGCAAUUUAGUCGCUACGUCCCGAUCCGGCGCCAAGGACCCACGAGCACAGCAAUUACUCAAAGAUCUCUCUGAGCUCGGCGUGAAAGUUAAAGCAUUUGCGGCGGACGUUGGAAACGUAGAGCAAUGUCAAAAAGUCCUCAAAGAGAUAGCAAAAGUAGGAUUCCCACCGAUACGCGGUGCAGUAAUCAUGGCUAUGAAUGUCCAGGAUUCGAUGUUCGAGACUAUGGGAUUCGACGCCUGGUGGGCUGCACUACAACCAAAGUACAAGGUGACGUGGAAUAUGCACGAUAUGUUGCCUAAGGACCUCGAUUUCUUUAUAACUAUGUCGUCGGCGGCGGGCCAGAUUGGUUCGAUAGCGCAGAGUAACUACAAUGCUGGCAAUACAUAUCAAGAUGCUGUGGUGCAUUACCGUCGGGCCCAAGGCUUGAAGGCAACAAGCAUCGAUCUUGGCUGGAUGGGAGAAAUUGGAUUCGUAUCUGAGCAAGGGAAAGUGCCAGAAAUCGUGCGUGCUGGUGCGCCUCAACUUACGGCGAAGCAAUUCCUUGCAGUCAUGGAAGCCGCUAUGGCAGAUCAGGUUAAAGCGCAACCGGUGCUUGGUCUUGCUAGUGGCGGCCUGGUUAGGGCCAACGGUGACGAUGAUCCGUACUGGUUCUCGGAUGCGCGCUUCAAUCCGCUGAGUGUGUACGAUACGCAGAUACAAAAUACUGCCGGUUCGAAAGACCGGGUAAAGAGUACGGCGGCAGCAGAUUUCGCAAGUAUAUUAGGGGCUGCGGCGAGCUCGGACGACGCGAGGGGUGUUGUUUGCUCGGCCUUAAUGGGAAAGCUCGCGAAGAGCUUGAUGAUGGAGCUUGAGGACCUCGACAGUGCCCGGCCGAUAAACACAUACGGAGUGGACAGCCUUGUCGCUGUUGAUAUAAGGGCAUGGGCAUUGAAGGAGUUACAAAGUGUAGUCCAUGUUUCUGAGAUUUUGCGCAAUGUUCCAAUGGUGGAGUUGGCUGGCCUCAUUGCGUCGAAGUCGAAGCUUUUACCGGACACACUGCGGGGCGGUCCAUCUGCAUAA
This is a messenger RNA of Annulohypoxylon maeteangense, 7797 nucleotides long. RefSeq lists its product as uncharacterized. The record is from RefSeq and is a predicted model, not a curated record. Gene Ontology annotation, molecular function: oxidoreductase activity; 3-oxoacyl-[acyl-carrier-protein] synthase activity; phosphopantetheine binding. Gene Ontology annotation, biological process: fatty acid biosynthetic process; secondary metabolite biosynthetic process. Bases 1 to 7797 code for a protein of 2598 amino acids. NCBI's taxonomy places the organism in Eukaryota, Fungi, Ascomycota, Sordariomycetes, Xylariales, Hypoxylaceae. The transcript is spliced from 14 exons.